CUCAGAUUAUAAAUCCUGUAGUCCACAGGCAAUGAAUAGACACCACGACUUACUCGUUUAAUAAUUUAUAGCGUGGUAUUAGAUCUAGAUCUAAGAUUUUUAUGCGUUCUAAUCGUGAAGUUUUGGUUGAUCAUUUCAUGAUACCGAACUGGCUUAUUGCCGUACUGUUGUUCAUACCGUAUUACUAUACGGUCGUUCAGAGAGCGGGUCACAUUACAGCCCGACCAUACAUUGAACCACUCCUAUACACCACUCAUGCACGAAGUCGUGUAUGUACAGAUAUUAAGUCGCCUGGCCAAGGAUCUGAUAACAACGACAACGACCUGAAUCUGGCUAUCAAUAAUUAUCAGAUGCGCCCGGGAUGCAUGAGAUUGGCAUAAGCUUUCGGGAAUAACUUCCCAAUAGCGUCCCCGAUCGACACGAAUGCUAGUCUACCCGCUGCAACUCGCAGGCCGAUUUUGCCCCGGCUAUGAAAAAAAACGUCAUGCCAGCCCGGAAAAGUGAAAAUGGUCAUAUUCGUAUUUUCUGACGAUUCUUCAAAC
This is a messenger RNA of Aaosphaeria arxii CBS 175.79, 542 nucleotides long. RefSeq lists its product as uncharacterized. Lineage: Eukaryota; Fungi; Ascomycota; Dothideomycetes; Pleosporales. The transcript has 2 exons. The record is from RefSeq and is a predicted model, not a curated record. The coding region runs from base 102 to 380 and encodes 92 amino acids.